Chara braunii is the source of this 3769-nucleotide messenger RNA. NCBI's taxonomy places the organism in Eukaryota, Viridiplantae, Streptophyta, Charophyceae, Charales, Characeae. The record is from the annotation of a GenBank genome assembly.
UUCGAGAUGACUUUGUGUUUUCUGAAAGAUCUGAAACUCCGAUUCUUGUACAGAAGGCUCUUCGUUUUUUUUUGUUUUUUUCUUUGGCAUUCACUUUUUCCACAAAAAAAAAACAAAAAAGAACCGAUCUGCUGUCGUCAGCGCCUCGUCACGGUGUGCAUUAUAUGUAUAUAACUUGUGGAGAAGAGAGCCCUCGACUGGAAGCACAUCACUCUGCAGAUUCAGACCUGUCUCUUAUACACAUCUAGAUGUGUAUAAGAGACAGUAGAUAGAUAGAUAGAUAGAUAAAGUCAUCGAGCAGAGGAAGAAGAUGGGCGGUGUCAAUGCCGCAAAAGAGGCCAACUACCUGAUCAGCAAACGGAUGAAGAUAUUGGAAAACAGACUCGAUAAGGUCAUGAUUAAAUACAAUGAGGCUCUUACGCGAAAUAGGGAACUACAUGAUGUGAUCGAUAAUCUUCGCUGGGAACGAUUAAUUACCAGCCAGAUUCAAGAUGCAUUGUAUAAAGAGCUCCAACAUAAACGGAGGGAUAUUUCCCGUAUUGUAGAAAUAUCAAAUUUAGCUCUUGGGUCUCCGUGGGCUUGCGAAUGGACGAGGCCAGAACGACGCUGGUCGGUGCUGGGGCUUGGUCGCACUGCCCUGCAGCUUCAGCUGUAUGAGGGCAAGAGACCUGGUAGAGAGAUCUGGGAGUUGUCGAGGGUGGAAGGCACUCUAAUGUCGUUUGGGUUAAUGGUCCUGAGUGCUGGUCACACUGAGGCGCAGCUCAAGAUCGUCGUGCUUGCCGUCGUUGUCGCCAUCGUCGAAUGGAUGCGUACGGUGGACAUGGUUAUGGUUGUCGUUGCUGAAGCCGCGCGUCUGACACAGAGGAGUCUCUCGCACCUAAUGAUCUCGAAUAUGGGAUUUAUGCAUUUGACUUGGCUGCACAUGAUCGAAAGCACUACCGAGGCGACCGUCGGUAUUUUAGACUUGCAAUCAGAUGGCGAUGAUGAUGAUGAUGAUGAUGAUGAUGAUGAGGAGGAGGAAAUUGGAGGUGAAGAGAGAGAUGAGGACGAAGAUGAAGAGGAGAGAGAGGAGGAGGAGGAAGGAGAAGAGGAGGAUGAGGAGGGGGUGGAGGAGGAGGAAGAGGAGGAGGAGGUUGUGGUGAAUGAGUAUGUAGAGGAGGAGGAGGAAGAAGAGAUAGCGGAUGAUGGCAGGCCAAGAGCACGGCGUCGUUUGCUUGCAGAUCUGUUGGACGGUAUCGGGACUGGGCACGUGGCGGGAGAUCCUCGAGCUGAUGGGAUUCUGGAUAUGGAGGAAGACGGGAAGAUGAUGCUUGGAGAUUGUGCCACGAGCCGCCACGUCAUCGAGGCCAAGAACCCGUCGAGGCCGCCGAAGGUUCUUGGCCAAUGGAACUGGACGGAAGACGACAAGAACAAGCAGCAGGAGGAGGAGGAGGAGGAGGAGGUGGAGGUGAAGGAGGUGGAGGAGGAGGAGGAGGAGGUGGAGGUGAAGGAGGUGGAGGAGGAGGAGGAGGAGACUCCGGCGAUUGUGAUUCAGGCGCUCAAGGGGAACAAAAAGAGUUGGAGAGAGGGAUCCCGACGAAGACUAAGCAGAGAGAAGUGGACGAUGGCGGGGAGGAGAAUGGACAAGGGGAAGGGGUCCCGACAAGGCUGUCGCGACAUGAGACUGGUGAUGAAGGAAAAGAGGACUGUGUGUGGCACGGGGUCCCGACAAGCAAAAGCCGCAGCGACUGCGGAGACCGGACAGCUGCUGCUUUUGCCACGUGGCAAAUGCGGCAGCAGCUUCUCCUCGUCGGGAUCCCAGCACACGGAGCCUCGUCGGGAUGUUGUCAGGGAGGAGGUAGCGACGAUCCAGCAUCUUCUUCCGAAUCGCAGCUUUUCCUCGUCGUCGAGAUCCCAGCGCAUGGAGCCUCCUCCUGAACGAAAAGCAAUCGGAGCGGCAAUUGAGACCACCUCCUCUCCCAGGGAGAGGCUGCCACGUCAUCAAGUCCCGACAGGACAUGAGGUGACCAAGCCAUCAGUACCCACGAUCGUGCAGCUUCAAAGUGCAACUUGUGGGCUAGCUGCCACGUCAUCAAGUCCGAAGGGAGGCAUUGCCACGUCAUCAAGCCUCUUGAUAGGAGCUGCCACGUCGUCAAGUCCGAAGGGAGGCACUGCCACGUCAUCAACUCUCUUGAUAGGAGCUGCCACGUUAUCAAUUGCCCCGAAAGCAGGAGCCGCCACCUCAUCAAGUCUCUUGAUAGGAUCUGCCACCUCAUCAAGUCUCUUGAUAGGAUCUGCCACGUCAUCAAGUCCCGCGAAAGCAGGAGCCGCCACGUCAUCAAGUCCCCCGAAAGCAGACGCUAGCAUGUCAUCAUCGAACACGUGGAGCGGAGGUGCUCUCCCUCUCCGAUCGGCGAAGCUUUUAAGAUGUGAUGGGUGUCUUUACGUUGGCCACAAAGAACAAAGUCGAUGGGAUCCCGACCCGAUUGUCGACUGGAAAUCAGUCGCAGAUGGUGAGAAUGGGUUUGUGCUGAAUCAGGUCCCGACCUUACGUUUACAUUGUGCAGUCCAGGCCGAUCAUGCAGCUGCUGACGUGUCUUCUGCUGAUGUGGCUUUUACGGAGAUCGCGACUGUAACCGACGUGGCAAAGGCCGUCAGGUAUGCCUCACGCGAUGCAGCAAAGAAUGAGUUGGCUGCCUUGAAAUCGCAAGCGGAUAAAGAGAAGAGCAUUUUUGAAUCGGAAUGGAGAUAUCUUGGGAGGCUUCUAGAUCAAGAUCGCCAGAUCAGAGAGACCGUGAGGACCACACAAAAGCUGGAGUCUGAGGAGGCACAGAGGAAGGCCCUGGGGCUGGAUGAGCCAGGAUUACUAAAAAGGCUUCGCGGCCUUAAUCUGCCUCGAAGAUGGACCGAAAAAUUGCUACAGCCAGCCAAUGAGAAUGAGAAACAGACACUGUCAUAUGCCAACAUCUUUGCAAGACUACGGCAAGAAAUGGGGGUGGAGGACGUGGAUGCACUUAUCAACAUGCUCAUUACCACCGAAGACCAGAAUUUCUCCCUUUUCAAUUUCAUGAACAUGAUUAAUCAGGAUAUUGACAAAUUUGAGGAUCAGAUUGAAGAGCUAAACAAACAAAUCCAGAAGCUGCAGGGACCUACCAAGGAGUCUGAUGAGUUGAGGAAGAAGACAUUGAAGGAGGGCGAAAUCCGUGCAGGGUGCUCGUGUGAAGUGGUGGCCGAUCGUGGAUUCUUAUCGCUGACACGGGGGGGAGCUGGCACGCCAGGAGUAGGUGCUUCACGGACGAAGACAACGGUCUCGGUGGUGUCUCGUUCGAAGUAUGAGGAAGAAGUAUGCACUGCACGGAAGACGCCGGCCGGAUUGAGUCGUCCAGACGCUAUGAGGAAGAAGUAUGCACUGCACGGAAGUCAUCAGCGGGCAGGUUUGGAUCAACCACCGGCAGCAAAUGCGUCAAGCCAACAAAGGGGGUUGUGUGCAUGCACGUCGGAGGCAACGAUCACUACCAAGACUGCGAGCCGGCGGGGGGUGAAGAUUGUGAGGCGGACGACGCCGACGAUGGUGAGAAUGAAGAGGAGGAAAUGGAGAUUCACCCUGUGGGAAAGAAGGCAGCGGGCACCGGCGGGCGGAACCUCAAAGGGGCAGCACACACGGGUCGAUGAGGCAAGAAGACGGCAGAGGACAGCGCAGGCGAAGGGGUUAAAAGCAGGGAUUUCUGGACCGUGGAGCACAUGAUUGCUCUCAGCCGUGUGAAAAGAGACCAGGCGGCGCAUUUUGCGG